Molecule: messenger RNA, 9231 nt
Organism: Cercocebus atys (sooty mangabey)
Lineage: Eukaryota; Metazoa; Chordata; Mammalia; Primates; Cercopithecidae
Gene: AKNA
Product: AT-hook transcription factor
Exons: 22
Coding region: 2013-6326 (1437 amino acids)
Biological process (GO): epithelial to mesenchymal transition; neuroblast delamination; neuroblast division in subventricular zone
Cellular component (GO): centrosome
Source: RefSeq, a predicted model, not a curated record
UUCAUGGAAUGCAUUCAUCAGCCGUAAACAGUGUGCCAGGCUUCAGGAAAAGUAUUAAGAUCUAGCCUUUAGAGGAGACUGGAGACUUAUACCUAAGUAGCAGCAAUAGUUGUAGUCACAAUAAUAAAAAAGCUCAAUACAUGACUGUGUUCUGGGUCCCCUGCUGUACCCUUGGUAGGCAUCUCCUCAGUGAAUCUUUACAGCAGCCCCUGUGGGGUGGCUACUCUUCUUAUCCCUGUUUUACAGGUGAAGAAACUGAGGCUUAGAGAGGUGAAGCUUCAAAGGUCAGAGCCGGCAAGAGAUGAGGCUGGGAUUUGAACCCAGGUCCACAGUGACUCUAAGAUUUUUUUCUCUCUUACAUGGCUGGUUCCCAAAUCUGACUGCUUAUCAGAAUUACCUGGAGGGCUUUUUGGACAAUACAGAGGCCUGAUUUUUUUCCUUUUUCUUUUUGUUUUCUGACUCAGAGUCUCUGGGUCCUGGGUGGGGCCAGUGUUGGGAGCCUCUUGUUCUGUGAAGAUCCUGCCUCUCUCGCUUGACUCGCUCUGUCCCGGGUACACAGGGCUUGCUGUUCUCAGGGAAAGCCCACUGGCUCCCCCACCUUGGCCUUUCCACUUGCCCUCCCAGAACACUGCCCCAGCCCUUCUUGUGGCUGGCUCUUGCCCCCUCUUCCUUCCAGUGCCUUGUUUGAAUGUCACCUCCUCAUAGAGACUUUCCUGACCAUCCUAUAACCCUUCUCCUCCAACCCAUUACUCUUGGCCCCAUGGGUUCUCUACCAGGGCCAGUCACCUGGGACACUUAAAAUCUCUGAUGCCCAGAGACCGACUCUGUUGGCCUGGGGCGAGUCCCAGGCUUCAGUGCCACCUGGCCGGGGACACGGAUCAUCACUCGGUCUCAUUGUUCACAGCUCUCUCCUUGAAAUUAUACAUGUGCUUGCUUAUUGUCCAUGUCUCUGCUAGAGUAGAGAGCAGGGGACUGGCCUGUCUUGGGCCCUGCCAUAUUCCCGGCACCUUUAAAAGCACCCGCCACACAGUAGGAGCUCAGUGAGUACCUAUGAAUGAAGGAAUGGGAUGCUGGGGCUUGAGAAAAGACAGCUUGACUGACGAUCAGGAUCGAUCUGUCCCCAACAUCUGGUGAACCCUUGGAGGGUUCUUACAACAGGGAAAGUUCACCUGAUCUGCCAGUUUCACACCUCCAUACUGCCCAGAACAUCCCACUCUGGCUGCAGGACCACCUCGGGGUCAGGACAGUGGGUUGAGAUGGCAGGAAUCGCCAAGGCCUCCCUGAGAUUCAGGUUGCAUAUUGCUAGAGUCAGAGCUGGAAGGGCAGAAGUAGUGUUGAGUCUGAGCUCUCACCAUGCAGAUGGGCCCUGAGGCCUAGUGACGGAAGGAGCCUCGGCUAAGGUCAGGCCAUGGUUGAAGAGGGCCUAGGAGGUAGGAGCUACAGCAUGCUAUGUGACCUUGGCCAAGCCUCUGACCUUCUCUGUGCUUUAGUCUCCCCAUCUGUACCUGCAAGGCCUGGGCUGAGAUGAUCCCAAGCCCAGGACGUCAGGAGUUCGUUCCCUGAGUCCUUUCCUGGGCAGCGCAGACUGCAGAGGGUUUGCAAGGGGUUAAGCUCCUCCGGCUCUUGCUCUGCACGCAGACAAACCCCCUCCUUCUGACAAACACUUGUAGGAAAUCAGGCUGGGCGCUUCCUGCCGAGGCGAGGCGGCCUCAGCCGCGGCAGGGGUGGGGAGAGGUGGGGAGCGAUGCUGGUCUGUGAGCAGCAGCUUGAGCUGGCAGAACGGCCUGGAGGCGGGCCAGGGCGCAAUGGAGACAGGGGGCUCCCUGGGUUUGGAACAAAGACUUCACAGACAGGUCCCCUGAAACUGGGUCGGCAGGACGGUGGUGGAGCCCGAGAGAGGGCACAGGCAGGAUGGCCGAUGCCAACAGGAGCCAGCGGUGACUCUGGGGCCCCUGGCAGCAGUUCUGUCUCCUAAAGAUGAAGUGGCCCAGGUGAAGCUCAGGCCAACCCCGAUGGCCAGCUCAGAGACUGAGAUCCGCUGGGUUGAGCCUGGCCUGGGGAAGGGCCCCCGGCGGCGGCACUGGGCCUGGGCUGAGGACAAGAGGGAUGUGGAUAGUAGUUCACAAAGCUGGGGAGAAGAGGGACUCUUUCCCAAUGCCACCAGCCCCGAGCUCCUGGAGGACUUCCGCCUGGCCCAGCAGCACCUGCCGCCCCUGGAGUGGGACCCGCAUCUGCAGCCCGAUGGGCAUCAGGAUUGUGAGUCAGGAGAGACUUCAGGAGAAGAGGCUGAAGCAGAGGAUGUGGACAGCCCAGCAAGUUCCCACGAGCCUCUCGCCUGGCUCCCCCAGCAGGGCCGUCAGCUGGACAUGACUGAAGAGGAGCCAGAUGGGACCCUUAGAAGUCUGGAGGUUGAGGAGGCUGGAGAGAGCUCCCCAAGGUUGGGGUAUGAGGCUGGUCUCAGCUUGGAGGGCCAUGGAAACACCAGCCCCGUGGCUCUUGGGCAUGGUCAGGCCAGGGGCUGGGUGGCUUCUAGCGAACAAGCCAGUGGGGACAAACUUUCUGAACAUUCCGAGGUCAACCCAUCCGUUGAGCUCAGCCCAGCAAGGUCCUGGAGCAGUGGGACAGUGAGCCUCGACCACCCUAGUGACAGCCUUGAUUCUACCUGGGAAGGAGAGACCGGUGGCCCCCAGCCCACUGCCCUGGCAGAAACCUUACCAGAAGGCCCCAGCCAUCACCUCCUAAACCCAGAUGACAGAACUGGAGGCAGCGUUGCUCUGGCAACCCCCAUGGAAUUCCAGGACUCCUCAGCUCCCCGAGCCCAGAGUCCGCAGCCUGCCGCGGAUAGAUGGAGGAGAGAAACGACCAGAUUCUCCUGCCCUCAGCCCGAGGAACACAUCUGGAAGCAGACAAAGACGUCACCUAAGCCACUCCCUUCCCGAUUCAUUGGCUCCAUCAGCCCCCUGAAUCCUCAGCCCAGGUCAACACAGCAGGGCAGGCCGCUGCCCAAACAGGGAGCCACUCUGGCUGGCCGCUCCUCUUCUAAUGCCCCCAAGUAUGGCCGGGGGCAGUUGAACUACCCACUCCCUGACUUCUCCAAGGUAGGGCCCCGGGUGAGAUUCCCCAAAGAUGAGAGCUACCGUCCCCCCAAGUCCAGAAGCCACAACAGGAAGCCUCAGGCCCCUGCCAGGCCCCUCAUCUUCAAGUCACCAGCUGAGAUUGUGCAGGAGGUGCUGUUGAGCAGUGGAGAAGCAGCCUUGGCAAAGGACACGCCUCCUGCCCACCCCAUCACCAGGGUACCCCAAGAAUUUCAGACCCCUGAGCAAGCCAGUGAACUGGUCCAUCAGCUCCAGGAAGACUACCACAGGCUUCUCACCAAGUACGCUGAGGCCGAGAACACCAUCGACCAGCUACGCCUCGGGGCCAAGGUGAACCUGUUCUCUGACCCACCCCAGCCCAGCCACAGCAUCCACACAGGAAUGGUGCCCCAAGGGACCAAGGUCUUGUCCUUCACCAUCCCACAGCCCCGCUCUGCAGAGUGGUGGCCGGGCCCGGCCGAGGACCCCCAGGCCUCUGCGGCCUCAGGGUGGCCAUCAGCUCGAGGAGACCUGGGCCCCUCCUCGCUCACCAGCAUGCCCACCCUGGGGUGGCUUCCAGAGAGCCGGGGCAUCUCCGAGGACCAGUCCUCAGCGGAGCAGACCCAGGCACUGGCUUCUCAGGCCAGGCAGUUCCUGGCCAAGGUGGAGUCCUUUGAAAGACUGAUACAGGCAGGACGUCUCAUGCCCCAGGACCAACUCAAGGGCUUCCAGCGGCUGAAGGCUGCCCACGCGGCCCUAGAGGAGGAGUACCUGAAGGCCUGCCGGGAGCAACACCCUGCCCAGCCGCUUGCUGGCUCCAAGGGGACACCUGGAAGAUUUGAUCCUGGCAGGGAGCUGGAGGCAGAGAUAUACCGUCUGGGAAGUUGCCUGGAAGAGCUGAAGGAACACAUAGACCAGACCCAGCAAGAGCCUGAGCCGCCCGGGUCAGACUCAGCUCUGGACAGUACCCCAGCCCUGCCCUGCCUCCACCAGCCAACGCACCUGCCUGCUCCUUCCAGACAAGCCCCCAUGCCAGCCAUCAAGACCUCCUGCCCUGAGCCUGCUACCACCACUGCCGCCACCAGCGCUGGCCCCCGCCCAUUGCACAUAAAUGUGGAGGUGAGCUCUGGCAACAGUGAGGUGGAGGACAGGCCACAGGACCCCCUGGCCCGACUCAGGCACAAGGAGCUGCAGAUGGAACAAGUGUACCAUGGCCUCAUGGAGCGGUACCUCAGUGUGAAAUCUCUCCCGGAAGCCAUGAGAAUGGAGGAGGAGAAAGAAGGAGAGGAGGAGGAGGAGGAGAGGGGAGGUGACUCCCUAGAAGUUGAUGGGGUGGCCGCAGCUCCAGGGAAAGCAGAGGCCACCAGGGUCCUCCCAAAGCAGCACCUGGUGCAGGCUGAGAAAAGUCAUGAGGCUCCCCUGGAGGAGGCCACGGAGCAGAUGCUAUCUGUGAAGCCACCAGGUUUCCAGACAUCCCUGGCUAGAGACGGGCACAUGUCAGGCCUGGGGAAGGCUGAGGCAGCCCCUCCAGGCCCUGGCAUGCCACCCCACCCUCCAGGCACCAAGUCCGCAGCGUCCCACCAAAGUAGUAUGACCAGCCUGGAGGGAAGCGGGAUCUCUGAGCGCCUUCCACAGAAGCCUUUGCACCAAGGUUGUGGGCCCCACCUGGAGGAGCCCUGGAUGGCAUCCCCGGAGACAGACAGUGGCUUUGUUGGCUCAGAAACAAGCAGAGUUUCACCCCUCACCCAGACUCCAGAGCACCGGCUCUCCCACAUCAGCACAGCAGGAACAUUAGCCCAGCCCUUCGCUGCAUCUGUGCCCAGGGAGGGAGCUUCCUACCCCAAGGCCAGGGGUUCUCUGAUCCCCAGAAGAGCCACAGAGCCCAGCACACCCCGGAGCCGAGCACAGAGGCACCUCUCCAGCCCAAGUGGGCCUCUCCGGCAGAGGGCACCCAACUUCAGCCUGGAGCGGACAUUGGCAGCCGAGAUGGCGGUUCCUGGCUCAGAGUUUGAGGGGCACAAACGGAUUUCUGAACAGCUCCUUCCCAGCAAGACAAUCAGCCCACCCCCAACCCCCGCCACUGCCACUGCCCCUCUGCCCCGUGGACCAACAGAGACCAUCCCCAACUUCCUGCUCACCAGGGCAGGGCGAGACCAGGCCAUCCGUGAGCUGCAAGAAGAGGUGUCCCGGCUCCGUCUGCGGCUGGAGGACAGCCUGCACCGGCCACCCCAGGGCAGCCCAACAUGCCCAGCGUCUGUCUUUGACCGCCCUGCCCGGACCCACAGCCGACCAGCGGACUCCCCAGCCACCUGGGGCUCCCAUUAUGGCAGUAAAUCCACAGAGAGAUUGCCUGGUGAGCCUAGAGGUGAAGAGCAGAUUGUCCCUGCAGGAAGGCAGCGAGCCCGAUCUUCCUCAGUGCCUCGGGAGGUGCCCCGACUGUCCCUGAGUUCAGAAUCUGAGCUGCCCUCCCCGCCACUGUUCUCUGAGAAGAGCAAGACCACCAAGGGCAGUCCACAGGCAGCUCGGGAUGGAAAGAGAGGGGUGGGCAGUGCUGGAUGGCCAGACAGGGUCACCUUCCGGGGCCAGUACACAGGCCACGAAUACCAUGUUCAGUCCCCUAAGGCGGUCCCAAAAGGCAAUGGCACAGUCUCCUGUCCCCACUGCCGGCCCAUUAGGACCCAGGAUGUGGGUGGUGCUGCCACAGGGGACCCACUGGGACCGCCUCCCGCUGAUACCCUUCAGUGUCCCCUGUGUGGUCGAGUUGGUUCUCCCCCAGAGGCAGAUGGUCCAGGCUCAGCCACCUCUGGGGCAGAGAAGGCCACCAAGAGGAGAAAAGCACCUUCAACUCCCAGCCCCAAGCAGAGGAGCAAGCAGGCGGGGUCGUCGCCACGCCCGCCCCCCGGACUGUGGUAUCUGGCGACAGCGCCCCCAGCACCAGCCCCUCCGGCCUUUGCCUACGUCUCCUCGGUUCCCAUCAUGCCUUAUCCACCUGCCGCUGUGUACUAUGCGCCCGCAGGACCUACCUCAGCCCAACCAGCCGCCGAGUGGCCCCACACAGCCUCUCCCCCACCAGCCCGGAGACACCGGCACUCCAUCCAGCUCGACCUGGGUGACCUAGAGGAGCUCAACAAGGCCCUGAGCCGGGCCGUGCAGGCUGCUGAGAGCGUCCGCUCCACCACCAGGCAGAUGAGAAGCUCACUGUCGGCCGACCUGCGCCAGGCUCACAGCCUGCGGGGCUCCUGCCUCUUCUGACUUCACUGGGGGCCCAGAGACAGAUGAGUGGGCGGGUGAGCAGGUGGCCUGCCAGGCCAGGAGUGGGCUGGAGCUGCUGAGGCCCAGAAAGCCCGCAUGGUUCCUCACCAGGAGGGUCUCCCUCCAGCACGGGCCCCACCUGCUCAGUCCCUGUGCUUUCCAAGUGGAGGGGGUGUCAGUUCGGUCACCAAGAGAAGUGACUUCCCAGGAGCACCAGUCCCCUCCCAGAGGUGCUGUGAGCGAGGCCUCCUUCGGCCCAGGCGGAGCCUCGGGCAGUCUCUCCUGGUCCUGCAUGUGUCCACCUCCCGCUAAUAAUAGGUAUUUUGUAUACAGAUGGACAGAUAUUUUUUUAAACUGGGGAGUUUUCCUGAUCUUGGUUCCUCCUUACGGGGCCAGACAAGAAAGGAAAGGCCUACGGUUUCUGGAGCAAACCUGUCCCCCACCUGUGACCAGUCACUCUGGGGCAAGCAUCUCUGGGAAGGGCACAGCCGGAGACCUUUCUCCUAGUGACUGGCAGUCAGUGGGGCAUUUUAGGAUGUCAGGGCCCCAGGGUAACAUGUGUCCAGCUUCUCUAUGGCAGCAGAGGCCUUUCCCACAGACCUGCUGGGGUGGAGACAAGCUACAAAGUGCCCAGGAUGCCAUCCACUGCGGUCCCCUUCGGUACCUCACACAUGGUCCCCAGCUUCUCCUAGGAUCCCAGUGGCAUUUAUCAGUGGCCAGCUACCUGCCAGGCCCGGGCUGGGGCACGGUCUGUGGCCACGAGGCCAGGCCGCCUCCCGCACCCCCACCCCGUGGCAGCGCAUACCUCUGCAUUUCUGGAAUGUGUGUGCAUCAAUGAUGUUUGUAUAUUUGAGGCAUUUAAAAAUCUAUUUUCGUUACAAGGGCAAAUGAAGAAUGAAUAUUGAUCUUAAAAAAAGAAAAGACAAAAAAAAAAAAAAAUACCCAAAGCCAUCCGUGUCUCUGCUGUGUGUCAUUAACUUUUGCCUUCUAAAGUCAAGUUUAUGGGAUGGAAGAUUUGAAGCCCAGACAAGCCCUUUCGCAGGGGACCUGUUGGGUGCUCUGCCUGCCUCCCUCUGGUGGCUUCUGUUUCUCCAGUUUUCCCCCUUUGCCUAUCUCAGAACCACAAAUCUUUCCACUGCAGAGGGCUUUGACGUGGGGCUACCUAACCAACUCGCUUUUGACUGAGGCCGGAGAUGUAAACGACGCACACAGCAAGUUGCUGUCUACAAGAGCAUGCACCUGGACACUCCAGUGCUCCUUUCUCUCUUCCUUUCUUUUUUUUAAUUUUUUUUAUUUUUUUGAGACGGAGUUUCACUCUGGUUGCCCAGGCUGGAGUACAGUGGCGGAAUCUCAGCUCACUGCAACCUCCGCCUCCUGGGUUCAAGCAAUUCGCUUGCCUCAGCUUCCUAAGUAGCUGGGAUUACAGGCAUGCACCACCACAUCCGGCUAAUUUUGUAUUUUUAGUAGAGACAGGGUUUCUCCAUGUUGGUCAGGCUGAUCUUGAACUCCCAACCUCAGGUGAUCCAUCCACCUCAGCCUCCCAAAGUGCUGGGAUUACAGGCGUGGGCCGCGGUGCCCGGACUUCCAGUGCUCCUUUCAAUAGCGAACAGCAGCUGCCAUUUAGGGAGCAGCUGCUGGACCCUGAUCCCUGUGCUAAGCCUUUUGCAUGUCCUGCUUCACACAGUCCACACGCUAACCCUCCAGGCCCUCAGUCUGCCCCGCUUUUACUGAUGAGAGUGAGGUUCCACUGGGCCAUCUGCCCAAACUGGUUUGGGAGAGAGCCUGUGUUUGGAGUCAAACUUGUUAGUUUGACUCCAAAGUCCACAUUCUUUGUUGUGUGUUUUUUGCUUCCUGUACCUCCAUGAUUCUUUUUCUCUUGACCUCCUGUUUCUUCUUCAUGUGGCUUUUUCUUCUACCUUCCCCACGUCUCAUCUCCCUUGCUUCUCCCUGCCCUGCCCACCACGACUCAUUUCUGUUUUAAUUUUCAGCAGAUCCUCCUCAGCAGGGUUUAAAAUGGUGUCUCACUAAUAGUAAAACUGAAAUGGAAAAACUUCUUGUAGGUGUUGAGCCUUCAGUUCCAGGCCAUUGUGGGGCCCCAGAGGCUGUUCUGUCCCCUUGCCUUCUGAGGACAUCAGGUCGGUGUCCCCAGCCUCCGUGCUGUGGGCACAGCAGUGGUUCGAGUGCUGAGCAAAGGGUGCCGUAGUCUUGGCCGUGUGGAGCUUGGCUGUUAGGACAGGAGGUACAAAGGGGAGUGGUGCCUGAGGACACAGGACUAGACCCCGGGGCAUCAGGGACUCAGGCUCAUGGUCCUGUCACCUGGGAUGGUGUAGACAGCUGCACACAUGGAAUUACUCAAACAACUCAGGCCCAAUUUUUCUGCCACAGGAGGGGUGCUGCUUCCCUCAUGUAACAAGAGGCUGUCAAUCACGAGCACCCAGGUCUGGGUGAGGCCAGCCCUUCGAGGCUUGUGCUACUGAGUGGGCCAUGCCUCCGGCUUGGCUCCACCUCAGGGCUCCAUAUUUGCAACAUGUCAGCUGAUUUCCAGGGACCAGCCUCACCCUUAUGCGUUGUCUCCUUCUUCUGUGUCUCCCAGGUGAACACCCUGAGGACACAUCCAUGGAGACACCCAGCCCCUCUGGCCUGGGCCCCAAGCCCUCUGCAUCACCCCAGUCCUUCCCUGGCCCAGGCAACUACCUCUUGCAUGGAUGCCCACAGCAGCCUUCACUCAGGCCUUCCUGCCUGCAGCCUUGACCCCCAACGUGCCUCCCCACAUGGCCAUGGUAAUACUGGAAUAAGGUCCUUGUGAUUGGCACCACAUGCCUGAACUCUCCCCACCUGAUCCACCUUGUAUUAGUCUGUUCUCACAUUGCUAUAAAGAAAUACCUGAGACUUGGUAGUUUAUGAA